Messenger RNA from Ixodes scapularis (black-legged tick), 948 nucleotides. RefSeq lists its product as uncharacterized. The transcript is spliced from 2 exons. Lineage: Eukaryota; Metazoa; Arthropoda; Arachnida; Ixodida; Ixodidae. The record is from RefSeq and is a predicted model, not a curated record. Gene Ontology annotation, molecular function: protein-folding chaperone binding; zinc ion binding. The coding region runs from base 125 to 721 and encodes 198 amino acids. Gene Ontology annotation, cellular component: mitochondrion. Gene Ontology annotation, biological process: protein import into mitochondrial matrix; protein folding; protein stabilization.
GGUCGUCUGCAACUCCUCGCGGAAAGAUGGCAACGGCCGUGUACUUGCAGCUUUCGUGGUAACGCUUGCACAACGUCUUGCUGUCACCCUGCCUUUCGUUCGGACGACAGGGGAUAAAAAGAAAAUGUCGAAGUCGACAGGACGAGGCCUCCUUCGCAGCAUCCUCUUCUGCCUUCGGUCCCGUAAUUCGGCGUGGAAACAAUGCGCUCGCUGUUACUCGGGCCAGGCGUCCGGGCUCCUCGGAGAGGGACACCACCACAAGCUUCGUCGAAGCCUGCUUUCGGGCAGUACCUGCGGUCGCGAACCCGGUCAGUGCUACCGAACCACUCGAAUUGUGUGCGUCAGGACGCUGGGUUCAAAGACGGACACUCGGUCCUGCGUGGAAACCGUCUGCGAGAGCUCCGAGUGCGGCUCGGGAAGCGAGCUAAACUCCAGACUUCGCGUGCCCAUCGCCAAGCUCCAGGGCCGCAUGCUGCUCUCAUUCCUGUGCAAGUUGUGUUCGACGCGCGUUACCAAGCUCAUUUCCAAAGUGUCUUACGAGAAGGGUGUAGUGAUCGUCAAGUGCCACGGGUGUAGCAAGCACCACCUCAUCGCCGACAACUUGGACUGGUUCCCGGAUCUCGAAGGAAAAAGGAACAUCGAAGAAAUCUUGGCAUCGAAAGGCGAAGCAGUUCGCAAAGCGCUGCUAAAGGACGAACUGCUGGAAAUCACGGAUGGAUGAAACUCUUGACACAUGACUGCAAUGCACAUUUGCAGUGUGCACUCAUUAGGACUCGGGCAUAACAAAACCAUUGAACCAUUGUUUAGUCUUUCCCACUUUGUAAGCUUGAGCAACUGGACGCCGGUGUCCUACAAUGUAUAGCAUUACUAGGCAUAUUUAUCAGUACCAUAUUUACACCUACACGCAUUUGUAGAACACUGCACCUAAAUAAAGCAUCAUAUAUUGUG